UUAAAAAAAGUGAUCUUGGCAACGAGGUUAUGUUUACUGGAUAAUUUUGUCGAGUCAGAUUAGAUAUUUGUGAAAUCUUAUAUUUGUUUCUUUAUAUUAAGUAUAAAAGAAAAAUGCUGGUGACACUAAAAACUUUACAACAACAAACGUUCCAAAUAGAAAUUGAUCCGGAUGAAACAGUCAAAGCAUUGAAGCUUAAAAUUGAAGUUGAAAAAGGUAAAAAUUAUGCGGCAGAUCAGCAAAAACUUAUUUAUGCGGGAAAAAUUCUUCUUGAUGACAAUAAACUGCGUAUAUAUAAUAUAGAUGAAAAAAAAUUCGUCGUUAUAAUGGUGACUAAACCUAAAUCUUCGGAUCAUCAACAAGCAUCAUCGACCUCGGCGCCAGAGGCCGGAGAAAGUGCUUCAACGGAAAGUGGUGACGGUAACGCUAAAGCUGCAGAAGAAAAACCAAAACCUACACCUGCAACCGAACCCGAACGUGCUGCUGAGCCACCUAUUACAGCUAAUGAACUUGACUUUGAAACAACAGUCCAGAGCAUAAUGGAUAUGGGAUAUAAUAGACAACAAGUCGAACAAGCACUUCGAGCAUCAUUCAAUAAUCGUGAAAGGGCUGUGGAAUAUCUUAUAACUGGUAUUCCAGAAGAAUUGCUCCAAGAACAAGAAGUCGAAGAAAGCUCUGAUGAUGACCCAUUAGGGUUCCUCCGUGAUCAACCCCAAUUUCAACAAAUGCGUGCAGUAAUUCAACAGAAUCCCAAUUUGCUAAAUACUGUACUCCAACAAAUUGGCCAAACUAAUCCAGCUCUUUUGCAAGCCAUAAGUCAACACCAACAAGCAUUUGUAAGGAUGCUUAAUGAACCUGUAAAUACUCCUCCAACUGCUGCUGCUGCUGCUGCGGCUGCAGCAGCUGCUGUUGUUGCUCCAGAUGAAGUUGCUACUGAUAAUCCACCACAGUCUCAAAAUGUUCUUCAAAUAUCUCCUCUAGAUAAAGAGGCUAUUGAGCGAUUAAAAGCAUUGGGUUUUCCAGAACAUAUGGUGAUACAAGCUUAUUUUGCGUGUGAAAAAAAUGAAAAUCUUGCAGCCAACUUUUUAUUGUCUCAAAAUUUUGAUGAUUAAAUUAAACAAAGAUAUCAGUUUCUUAUAUUGAAUGUGGAAAACAAAGUAACAGUAUGUUGUAUACUGUGUUUUAAGUAAACAGCCUAAUAGUUCUAACCUUCUGCUUUGUACAUUUCCUUAAUGUGCACUAAAAUUCCAAAUAUUUUGUCAUGAUAAAAACGUCUAAAAAUAAAUAUCUUAUUGUACGACUUAUUCAACUCUUUAAAUAAAGAAGUUGUUGUUAUUUUAA
Molecule: messenger RNA, 1341 nt
Organism: Vanessa atalanta (red admiral)
Lineage: Eukaryota; Metazoa; Arthropoda; Insecta; Lepidoptera; Nymphalidae
Gene: Rad23
Product: UV excision repair protein RAD23 homolog A
Exons: 1
Coding region: 114-1112 (332 amino acids)
Biological process (GO): nucleotide-excision repair; proteasome-mediated ubiquitin-dependent protein catabolic process
Cellular component (GO): cytosol; nucleoplasm
Molecular function (GO): polyubiquitin modification-dependent protein binding; ubiquitin binding; damaged DNA binding
Source: RefSeq, a predicted model, not a curated record